Aspergillus ibericus CBS 121593 is the source of this 1214-nucleotide messenger RNA. Its product is annotated as TauD/TfdA dioxygenase family protein. Gene Ontology annotation, molecular function: 2-oxoglutarate-dependent dioxygenase activity. NCBI's taxonomy places the organism in Eukaryota, Fungi, Ascomycota, Eurotiomycetes, Eurotiales, Aspergillaceae. The record is from RefSeq and is a predicted model, not a curated record. The coding region runs from base 1 to 1068 and encodes 355 amino acids. Gene Ontology annotation, cellular component: cytoplasm. The transcript has 5 exons.
AUGCCUUCAGUCGUUGAAAAUGCCUCGACUUCGACAAUUCGGGGAGGACAUGAAGAGUCGCGCCCACGACUCUCAGAACCCCUGCAGUAUUCAGGAUCAUUAGACUCGUAUUCCCACCAAGACUUGACGCCGGUCAUUGGUAGAGAGUACCAGGGUCUCCAGGUGGCAGAAAUCCUCAAGUCGGAGAACUGCGACCAGAUUAUGAAGGAUCUCGCGGUGACCAUUUCCAAGAGAGGCGUCGUCUUUCUGCGCGAUCAAAAUGUCACACCACAACAGAUGCGCGAAUUCGGUGAAAAGCUGACUCUCCUAGCCGGUUGCCCCGAGUCCUCCGGCCUCCACGUCCACCCCCUUACCGAAGAAGGCAGUGAACUGGGCGACCAAAUCAGCGUCAUCAGCAGCGAAAAACAAAAGAAAGGAGGCGGUCUUACCCACCAACUCAGUGACACGAGCCGAUUUGCCUCAGUAGGAUGGCACACCGACAUCAGUUUCGAGCGCGUGCCUUCCGACUACGCCAUGCUCAAGAUUCAUACUCUUCCCGAGACAGGCGGCGACACUCUCUGGGCCUCAGGAUAUGAGAUCUAUGAUCGCCUGUCACCUGAAAUGGCAGCUUUCCUGGAAGGACUGACGGCCACUCAUGACGCCAACUUCUUCCAUGAUGAGGCGCGCCGGUUGGGAAAUCCGCUGCGGAAGGGAAUCCGAGGGUCGCCCCUCAACUCGGGCGAGGACCUCAAGGCUGUGCAUCCCGUGAUCCGGACUAACCCUGUCACGGGCUGGAAGUCGGUCUAUGUGAACAAGGGAUUCACCAAGCGUAUCAACGGUGUGACGAAAGAUGAGUCGGAUAUGCUGCUACACUAUCUCUUCAAUCUGGUCACCCAGAACCACGACGCGCAGGUUCGCUUCAAGUGGAACAAGAAUGAUAUGGCUGUGUGGGAUAACAGAUCUACCUGGCAUUGCGCCACCUACGACUAUGUAGAAGCCCGGGCUGGUGACCGGGUCUGCAGUCUGGGCGAGGCUCCUUACUUGGAUCUCCAGUCCAAGUCGAGGAAGCAGGCGUUGUCGGAGGCUUAGACUGAGGCGAUCGUGUGCGGAUAAUUAGUUCAUGUGGCAGGUACCACGGGAAAUGCAGUAAUGAAUUACAAGCUCGUGUUUGGCAGACUCAUUUAUGGGUCUUGACUUGUAUGAUGGAUAUCACAAUAGCGUCUUUUGGUAGCUCU